AGUUUGUUGUUGUGGCCCUACUGCGUCACAGCUUGUUCGGUUUUUCGAAAAUAAAACAAAAAAAAACGUAUUUCUAUCGGCACAUCUACAUUUAUGAAGCAAUGUCUAAAAGGCAUGUCGCUUUCAUAAAGCCGGACGAACCUAGUUUUCUGAAGAAGCUGAAAAAAGAGGCUGGAUAUCAGGAAGGGCCGACCGUGGACACGAAACGCGAAGAUAACGGAGAAGUAUCCCGGGAAGAUUUAGAGGAUAAAGACGACGAGCUACCUACCGUUGUCGUUUUAAAACACGGCGAUUUAACUGCUGAAGAAGCCAAAAUCGAAGAAGAUAGGUUAAAAAAAGAAAUUGAAGAAGCACCGGCUGAUCUGAGUGCUCGAAUUGUAUUCAAAGCGCCAAAAAAGGAGAAAUCAGGAGAGCAAUCCAAAGUCGAAAAAAAGGCGAAAAAAAAGAUAAAAAAUAAGAAAUUGUUGUCUUUUGAGGAAGACGAAAACGACGAUUAUUGAAUAAAUUCUGACAAACUGGCUAUGGCAGCUAUAGCAGAAAUGGGGGAAGUCGAGGAUAUGGUCUCCAAAGACGAAGGUAAUAUAAUUACAAACGGCGAUGUAUCGAACGACGAAGCCGCCGAAGAAUCCCGAGACGGCGAGGAAAACCACAAAAUAUCCAACCCUAGCGAACCGAUGGAUACCGAUGAAAACGACAUUGAUACCAAAGACGACAAAGAAGCGGUGGACGGCAUCGAAAAUCGCGCCGAAGACUCCACGAAUCACUCGGACGAGCAGGACCGACCGUCGGAGCACAGCGAAGAGCCCUCGGAUAACGCCGACAGUAACGAAAACUCGGUGAAUAACGACGAACCGGAGGAGAACGUGGACGAAAGCAGCCAGGAGACGAAAGCCAGCGAAGAUCGGACGGAUAACGAAUCGAGGACCGUCGACGAAGACGACAAUUCGAAGUCGAUGAACGACGAGACGAGCCAACAGAGCACCGAUUGCUCGGAGAAGUCGUCGUCGAAGAAAUUAGAGGAUGAUUCGGGCAAAGAGAAAAUCGUCGAAAUCCACGAAAUCGAAUCCGACGACGAGGACGAAGAGGAAGAGGAUAACGACAACGACGAUAAUAGCAAAAGUAAUAAAAUUAGUAAUAGCGAUCCAAUAGAAUUGAACGAUUCAGGCGGCGAGGAGGACGACGAAGGUGAUGUGAUGAUCGUGGAUGCCGAGAAUCCUAAAGAAAACGGCACCGACGACGUCAUAGAUUUAGCUACGCCCGAAAAAAAAGGAAAAACAGAUGCUAAAGUAAUUAUAACACCUAGGCGAAGUUCUCGAAAUUUAAACAAAAGCAGAUCGUACGUGGAAUGUGAUAAAGACGAGAGCGACGCCAACGAUAAGCGAAGAAAAUUGGGCGCCGUCUCUUUGGCGGUCGCCGCGGCCGCCGCCCGAAUGCAAGCCGUAUCGGUGGAAGAGGAAUCGGACGUGGAAGAAGUCCUGCCGCAGGAUCCAUUGGCCUGUAACGAUUCGAUCACGGUCGAAAGGAUACCGCACGUCGAGAAACCCAAACAGCCGUCGUCGAAAACCGCCGCGAUCGUGGUGAACGACACUAAAAAGUUGGUCGAAAUCGCUUCGAAAUCGAGUAAUUCGGCGCAGGGUAAAAAGGAGCCGACGUUGGUGAUAAUCGAUACUAAUUCCAUUUUGUCAGGUCGCGGCGCCGUCCCUGUAAAUAGUAAAUCCAAUUCGAUAUCCUCGACCAACUACCAAACGGUCCUUCCCAUGGCGUUGCCCGCGCAGGGUAUAUACCCGCCUAACAUGAGGGCCACCAUUACGCCCAUACCCGUCAAUUCCACCACUCUCGCUUCGGCGGCGCCCCAGCCGAAGCUCUCCCCUGCCACGAUUACUCCUACCAUGACCACACCGUUACUGCCUACGUUGACAGAUGACAUGUUUGUGGUCGAAGCCCCCUCGUUUAUAGUACCGUACGUGUACGAAAAACCCCCCAUGAAAGACUUUAAAGACUUUGUUAAAGAUAUACAAAAUCAAACGAAGGAUAAAGGAAAAAAGAAAAGUGACAAUAAAGUGGAAAUCGACGACGACGAUGAUGAAGACGACGUCGAGAGCGUCGAUGACAAGAUUAAAAUAGAUGAUAAAAGCGAUCCCAAUUAUAUACCGGACUCGAAAAAAGACGCGGACAGUACUAAACCUUACUCGUAUUUCGACAGUCCUCUAGGUAAAUUCUUCAUCAACAUCGGCUUGAACUUCGUGCAGGAGUUCGUGCAAACGGACCUGCUGAAGCAGCAGAAACGCAAACACAACAGGGAAGGCGGCUCCAAUCCCGAAACGGAGAAAACCAUCAAAUCGCUCGUGAAAAACCUGGAAUACUCCAAGGAGAACAACGGCCACUUCAAAACGGUGCUGAAAAAGUGCGAAUUUUGCAAUUUCAAAACCGAAUCCUCGUUGGCCAUGUCGUAUCACUUGGAAACGCCGCAUAUGAAAAAUUUCGUAUACAAGUGCAAUUUUUGUCCGUACGAGGUGCGCAGCCCGCACGACAUUCUCUUCCACAUGGAAGCCGAACACGCCGUCAAAGGGCAUUUGGAAAGGGCGCCCGCCUUCCAUCAGUGCCCCAAUUGUCCCUUCGAGGACAACCAGAAAGGUAAACUUUCGCGACAUUUGGUCACUUGUAUGAGAAAAUUCAAGCCGGAGAGGAAUUUGGAGCCGCCCAUCGAUUGGGAGCCGCCCGCGAAAAUACCGAGAGUGCCUAAAAUGCGACAACAGGGCCUUAACGCGACAGCCGCCGCUUACCAGGCCAUGUCGAAGACCACGCAGUACCAGUUUCUGUCGAAAAUGCAACUGCAAAGUACUCAAAACGCCUUAAAUCGGGGACGAGGUAGGCCUUCGUUGGGUGCGACAAACCUAAACCUGAAACCCCAAGGCACUUUGGUACGACCACCUGGAUUGCUUUACAAACAGCAGGCUGUUGCCGGAGGCGGUUCCGUGCUGGUGUCCACUAAUUACCAAUUGAGCGGAAGUCAAGUGUUCCAGGUGGUGGGAGGACAAGAGAUAAGCGGUCGGCUUGGUAACCCCGGCCACGUCUUUCUCCCCAACAUGUCUUCCGCCUCUAGCACAUCGAUGGCCCUUCAGAACCAAUCUAACUCGUCGUCGAAGAAACAGUCGCAACAGCCGAGCAUAUCGAUAACGCCGUUGCCGCGCGGCACGACGGCGACGGUGACGCCGGUGUCGACGAGCGGCGCCAAGCCGGGCGACACCAGCUCCAAAAAUUCGUUCGUCAUCUGCGAGAUAUGCGACGGCUACAUCAAGGACUUGGAACAGCUGCGAAAUCACAUGCAAUGGAUACACAAGAUCAAGAUCCAUCCGAAGAUGAUCUACAACAGGCCGCCGUUGAAUUGCCAAAAGUGCCAGUUUAGGUUCUUCACCGAUCAGGGAUUGGAGAGGCACCUGUUGGGUUCGCACGGUUUGGUCACGUCCAGCAUGCAGGACGCCGCCAACAAGAGCAAGGAUUCGGGACGGUGUCCCGUUUGCGGAAGGGUGUACCAAUGGAAGCUGUUGAACCACGUGGCGCGGGACCACAAUAUGACGCUGAAGCCGGCGCAUCUGUCGUACAAAUGCACCGUGUGCACGGCGACGUUCGGCAUGUACAAGCAAUUCGAGAAUCACGUGUAUUCGGCCCAUAGCGUGGUGGCGAAACGGGUGAUGGACAAAAAGGGCGGCGGGGCGUCGUCGUCGGGGGCGUCUUCGACGAAAUCGUCGGCCGUCGAUCAGUUGAAACCGUUGAAAAUCAACGAUGAAAUUACGAUAAUACCGCAGCCGGCGAAGGCGUCGUCGACGAAUGGUAAAGAGGAGAAAAGCACGCCCGGUACUAGUAAAAAUUCUGAAGCGACGACUCGUGCGGAAAGAUUGGCACGAAGAACUGCCGCAGAACAAGAUUGAGGAUAACCUGAAAUCAUGUAGAUAAUAAUAAUUGUAAUGAAUUAUCUAGCGCGAACAUUUUUGUACGAAGGGCUCUAACGAGUUUCGUAUGGGUUGCUAGUUAGUCGAGAAUCGUCCCGAUUAGAUUCUUCGCGGAAUUUUAUCCAAUAUUUUAGAGGAGGAAGAAAUGUUACAGGAUUUAUUGACCAAAAUCUUAUUGAACAAACGGCGGUGUCGUAUUUUAUUUAAUAGGAGAUAUAAUAGUGGGACAGAGAAAAUAUUGAAUAUGUUUCGUUUGCUUUUAACUCUGAAAUUAAUAACUUAUUCCUUAUUUUACCUGUACGCUGUUCACAAUUUUGAAUUGUACUCGAUUUUUUUUGUAUUACGUACUUUUUUAUAUCUAUCGAUUGUAUGGGGAGAGAGACGUGAGUUGCAAAUGGCAUAGAUUAGAUCAAAAAAAGUUUAAAGAAUGUUGCACUAUUUGUAAAGAUAAUUUUAGAAUAGAAUAUUAUUAAUGUGUUUUUUAGUCAUUAUUAAAAAUGAUACGAGAUAAAAUUAUUUUAGUAAAUACAAAUUUAAUCUUAGAACAAAAUAAAGAACUAUUUUUCUUCAGUGGAACUGACGUUCGGGAAAAUAGUUUUUUAGAUAGGAUAAUUCUGUGCAGUAAUUUAUUUGCCGUAUUUAUUUUUAUAAUGAAUCCGAAGUUUUGUUGAUAUAUUCAAUUAAAGAAUAAAAAUGUACUCUGAUA
Molecule: messenger RNA, 4656 nt
Organism: Phyllotreta striolata
Lineage: Eukaryota; Metazoa; Arthropoda; Insecta; Coleoptera; Chrysomelidae
Source: the annotation of a GenBank genome assembly